GUUCCGCCAAUUCAACAAUGACCCAGUUAACAAACAAACACCAACCAGGUCCCUUCAAUAGACAACCAACAAGCAAGAUAAAGAAACCAAAAAGAACCUCGGCAAAUUCCCAACUCACGACAAAGGGGCCCCCUCUAAUCAAAGAAAUCCACGCCAUCUUACAAAUCCAUAUCCUAAUUGACAACUAACCAAUCUAACUAGAAUCCCACUAGUUACCCCUCCGCCGAUAGAUUGUUUCAUAUCUCGUUUCGCUAUCCAACCGAGGCACGGGACUUGCCCGUAAGAACUUUGUGAACUACCACUUUAGGGGGCUCCCGGAUUCGGAAUACCGGUCGCUGUGUAGGAUGCCGACAGAAUAUGUAUUAUGUACGAGAAUGUUUAUUAAUUUAGGAAAUGUCAGAGCAUGCUGUAGUAGAU
This is a messenger RNA of Aspergillus caelatus, 417 nucleotides long. RefSeq lists its product as uncharacterized. The transcript has a single exon. Bases 18 to 188 code for a protein of 56 amino acids. NCBI's taxonomy places the organism in Eukaryota, Fungi, Ascomycota, Eurotiomycetes, Eurotiales, Aspergillaceae. The record is from RefSeq and is a predicted model, not a curated record.